Pseudogymnoascus destructans is the source of this 668-nucleotide messenger RNA. RefSeq lists its product as uncharacterized. The record is from RefSeq and is a predicted model, not a curated record. Lineage: Eukaryota; Fungi; Ascomycota; Leotiomycetes; Thelebolales; Thelebolaceae. The transcript is spliced from 3 exons. The coding region runs from base 1 to 540 and encodes 179 amino acids.
AUGCCGGUCCCGCCUCCUGCCGGAGCAUUGUCGGUCGCUUUCCGUGUCCUCUGUCUGCAUUACCUUCGGGCCAAAGCUCAGGGAGUCCAGGAGCACGCCUGCGUCUGGUCUCCCUCGUCGUCGAAGUGUGAGUACUGCACUGGCCAGCACUCUCCCUGCGUCUCACUGCCCUGGUUCCUCGAUGAGGAGUACCGCGCCCUCGUUGCCGCUGAAGCGGCCGUCCCUGUCGUCGCCGCCAAUGUCGUGGCUGCUACCGCGGAGGCAAAUCGGGUGGCCCUUGUGGCCGCCCAGAGCGUUCCCAAGUUCCGCUCCGCGGCAGAGCGUGACUCCUACGAGGAGGCUCGUGCCAUGCGCGCCGCCAUCGAGGCGGAGUUCGCCCAAAUCCGGUCGUCUCUGCGCCGUCUUCGGACGGAGCACGCGCCGAGCAUGUUCCCGUCACCUACUCGUUCGUGUGGAAUUGUAUACGAACAGCCACCUCUGCACACAAGCACCUUCUGCGGGUGGAAGGCGGUGCUCAAGCGUCGCCGUAUACACAAGUAAAAGCAGAGUGCUGCCCAGUAAUUGCUUGUGAAUACAGAUCCUCGAUCUGACACAAUUCCUUCUGGGAACCCGAACUCAGGAAUGACAUAGCGGACGAUUAACAGUGCCAAAUCGUGGGCGGUAAUCGU